UCCACAUGCACUUGAACUGCGAACACAGAGCACAGUUCUUGUGGUGGUCUGGUAUCUCUAGAAUUAGGUAGAGGUUCACAGUAGCGAUUUUUUAGAUGAGCUUGACAUAUAGAAGGAAUUCGAAAUCUAAUCUCCUGAAGAUUCGUUCGGUCAGAGCUUGAGCAUGUACUAUUAACACUUUUCCUGGAUUUCAAGCACGGAAUUAACCCCAUUUGAACUUGUUGCUGAGUCGUUUCCAUCCUAUUGCCAACGGAUAAUUUUCUCCGGGUACUUCUAUGGAGUGCCUGUGUUUAAUUUGAUAUGAUUGUUUUGUAUGAUACACAUAACUGAAGGCUUUCUUUUCCUAACCGGUAGUUUUACUCAAAGAUGUCCUCUUGCCACGCUGCGGUUCUGUGAUCACCAAUCGGAGCGUUGAAAGCUCUUUAGCUGGACCAGGUCGCCUACAGUUGGUCACCAUGGCAGCGGGUGUGGCAGCAUGGUUACCCUUUGCAAGGGCAGCUGCUAUAGGAUGGAUGCCGGUAGCCAGUGCACCCAUGCCGACACUGCCAGCAGACAAUCGGCAGAAGCAGGAAGGCCUCAUUGCAAUCAAUGUCAGCGGUCAUAAGUUCCAGACAUGGCGGAAUACUUUGGAGCGGUACCCAGACACUUUACUGGGUAGCACAGAGAGGGAAUUCUUUUACCACGAAGAGACUAACGAAUACUUUUUUGACCGCGACCCCGAUAUUUUCAGACAUAUUCUGAACUUCUAUCGUACUGGAAAGCUUCACUACCCGCGCCAGGAGUGCAUUUCGGCCUAUGACGAGGAGCUAGCCUUCUUUGGAAUCAUACCAGAGAUCAUAGGGGAUUGCUGCUAUGAAGAGUAUAAGGACCGAAGGCGGGAGAACCAGGAGAGGAUCCAGGAUGAUGAGGACAGCGAGAACCAGAAUGAAAUGGUCCCCCCUGAUAUGACGUUCCGAGAGACCAUGUGGCGGGCAUUUGAGAACCCCCACACGAGUACUAUGGCCCUGGUGUUCUAUUACGUCACUGGCUUCUUCAUUGCAGUUUCUGUGAUGGCCAAUGUAGUGGAGACAGUCCCAUGUGGAACUUUGCCAAACCGGGUCAAAGAGGUGUCAUGCGGGGAGCGUUAUGCCCUUGCCUUUUUCUGUCUGGACACCGCCUGCGUCAUGAUCUUCACUGUGGAAUACUUGCUGCGUCUUAUGGCCGCCCCCAGCCGCUGGAACUUUAUCAAGAGUGUAAUGAGUGUAAUCGACGUUGUCGCCAUCAUGCCUUAUUACAUCGGCUUAGUUAUGACGGAUAAUGAGGACGUGAGCGGGGCAUUUGUCACCCUGAGGGUGUUCCGCGUUUUCAGGAUUUUCAAAUUCUCCCGCCACUCUGCAGGGCUGCGCAUCCUGGGCUACACGCUGAAGAGCUGUGCAUCUGAGCUAGGCUUCCUCCUCUUCUCCCUUACCAUGGCCAUCAUCAUCUUUGCAACGGUCAUGUUCUAUGCUGAGAAGGGCUCCACAGCCAGCAAGUUCACCAGCAUCCCAGCUGCCUUCUGGUACACCAUCGUCACCAUGACAACUCUUGGAUAUGGAGAUAUGGUUCCUAAGACCAUUGUAGGAAAGAUUGUUGGUUCGGUCUGUUCUCUGAGUGGUGUCUUGGUCAUCGCGCUGCCGGUGCCCGUCAUAGUUUCCAACUUCAGCCGCAUCUAUCACCAGAGCCAGCGAGCUGAGAAAAGACGCGCCCAAAAGAAAACCAAACUUGGUAGAAUUGCCGCACGGAAGAGCAGAGGGACUAGCGCUUAUUUGCAGUACAAACGCAAUCAACUGCUGAGUGAGGAGGCGUCAAAGGCGGCAGGCCAAGCGCUGGUGUGCAAGGCCAAUCCCAUGUUUGAUACACACCACAAUCAUCUGCUGCAUUGUCUGGAGAAGACCACGAACCAUGAGUUUGUGGAUGAGCAGGCAUUUGAGACCAGCUUGCUGGAGGUUUCCAUGGUGAAGCAGGCAUCCUGCUCAUCCUCCAUGUCCUCUAGCUCCUCCAACCAAGGCCUGUCGUGCUGCUCGCGACGCAACAAGAGGAAGAACUUCAAUGUGCCCAAUUGCAACAUGACUGGAGGGCACAGGAACAGCAUUCAGGAGCUAAGCACCAUCCACAUCAGAGAGAGGCACAUUGCUAACAGUCGCUCCAACCUGAAUGCUAAAUUCGAGGAGACAGUGCCUCUAAACUGCGAGCAUCCCUACAUCACAGCAGCAGUCAUCACACUGCCCACGCCACCAGUGACCACACCUGAGGAGGAUGCCUCCUUCCUGGACUACUCACAGGCCAACAUCGUCAGGGUGUCCGCCCUCUAGAGCCCUCUGCUAUGCCACCCCCACAGCACGGGCACCAGCAUCGUCACCAUGGAAAACAAAGGACAGAAGAGAUACAGAGAUGGGAGGCCCUUUAUUACUUUAAUCAGAGACAGGGUUUGCUGGGGGUUUAGGAGGAGGGUAGGUGUGGUAGUGGGCAGUUUAGAGGGUAGCUGGACCCUUUUUGUUUUUCCUAUAAGUAGCUACUACACAUUUACACUUGUGGAAUAACUUUGCACUGUGUAGCUGCGCCUCAAAGUUCCCCCUCUACUUUUUAAGUGGGGAAAGACUGUGUUGCUGUGGUGUUUAGUGUCAGGCAAUGAAUGCAAAAAUUCUAAACUUUCAUCAUUACACUUUUUUAUAUUGUGUGUUUUAAAAAUCGCUGUCUAUUAAGUGAAAUAGGGUGGAAUGGAAUUUGUUUGUAUUGUUUGUUAAGACGUUUGACGAGAAUAUAUUUUGUAUCUACCAUGUUCUGCAAUGUGAUGAGCAGGAAAGAAAAGAAAAAUACAUUUUUAAUGUAUUUUUCAUCAAGAAAUAGUGUAGGUGGGUGUGUGACCUCAAAGCUCUCAACUGUUUGUGUAUCUGUGAGGUUGACAUGAGCAAUAAGGGUCCUUAGCUGCAUUGUGUGUGCUAUAUCAAUUUUCUGGCAUAUCUCACCUACCCUUUCUCCCAGAGCUGAAAAAUAGGACUAUUUAUCUCCUGUAAGAAAUCACACACUCAUGCUGUCAUCUAUAACCGAAUGGCCAUUGUGAAUAGUGAACACCUUUGCUGCCAUUGGAAAACCCUCCUCCUCUCUACCAGAGUUGACUACUUGAUUUGUUCUGGUUUAACAUACACUGAACAAAAUAAUAAACGCAACACUUUUGUUUUUCCCCCAUUUAUCAUGAGCUGC
Molecule: messenger RNA, 3219 nt
Organism: Esox lucius (northern pike)
Lineage: Eukaryota; Metazoa; Chordata; Actinopteri; Esociformes; Esocidae
Gene: kcnd2
Product: potassium voltage-gated channel, Shal-related subfamily, member 2
Exons: 7
Coding region: 456-2330 (624 amino acids)
Biological process (GO): potassium ion transmembrane transport; protein homooligomerization
Cellular component (GO): voltage-gated potassium channel complex; membrane
Molecular function (GO): A-type (transient outward) potassium channel activity; protein binding
Source: RefSeq, a predicted model, not a curated record